Styela clava is the source of this 1086-nucleotide messenger RNA. Its product is annotated as peroxiredoxin-2-like. Gene Ontology annotation, cellular component: mitochondrion; cytosol. Lineage: Eukaryota; Metazoa; Chordata; Ascidiacea; Stolidobranchia; Styelidae. The record is from RefSeq and is a predicted model, not a curated record. Gene Ontology annotation, molecular function: thioredoxin peroxidase activity. Gene Ontology annotation, biological process: cellular response to stress; cell redox homeostasis; hydrogen peroxide catabolic process.
ACUAAAAUUCCACAACAUACAAAAUGAACAAUGGUUCACAAUAAAUGUUUCCUGAGGCAUCGAAUUUCCGUAAUGAUAGCCAAUCGGCAAUAUGAUUUUGCGACCCUUGAACCUAAGGAAGUUUUAGUACUACGAUUUCGCAAGGUGGCAUUACUUUACUGAGUGAAUACAAUUUAGCUGGCUGUUCAUGAUGCUGAACUUUCUUGGGAGUAUUUGUUAUCGAUCGCUGCGUAGAGUCACAAAUGUGCAGUCAUGUCGAUCUAUUUGCAUGAGUUCUCGUAAUUUGGCAGCACAUGUCACUCAGAAUGCUCCUGAAUUUAAAGGAACAGCAGUUGUUAAUGGAUCAUUCAAAGAAAUUUCACUGAGUGAUUUCUCUGGCAAAUAUCUCGUUUUAUUCUUCUAUCCGUUGGACUUCACACUUGUAUGUCCAACAGAGAUAACAGCUUUCAGUGACCGUGCUCAUGAGUUUGAUACAAUGAAUGCAUCUGUUGUUGCUGUAUCUACAGAUUCCCACUUCAGUCACUUGGCAUGGACGAACGUUCCUCGUAACAAAGGAGGAAUUGGUUUGGUCAACAUACCCUUGUUGGCAGAUUUUUGUAAAGAUAUAUCACGUGAUUACGGUGUACUGCUUGAAGAUAAGGGAAUCGCUCUCAGAGGAUUAUUUAUUAUCGAUGGCAAAGGGAUAGUGCGCCAUUCAAGUGUCAAUGACCUUCCUGUCGGCAGAUCAGUUGAUGAAACCUUGAGACUUGUUCAGGCUUUCCAAUUUACAGAUAAACAUGGAGAGGUAUGUCCUGCUUCAUGGAAACCUGGAGGGAAAUCGAUUAACGUCAAGGAAGCCAGUAAAUAUUUUGAGUCGCUGAAAGUCGAUCUGUGAUCAUGUUUAAUUUCUGCUUUUGGUAAUUUUACUGUGAUUCGACCAUAUAAAUUGUGUACACAAAAACCACUGCAGGCUACUGUUUACUUUUCUGUUAAAGAAUUUCUGGUAUUAUUGUGAUAAUUGUGAUGAUAAUAUUGAGUCUAUAAAACCACUGUUAUGAUAAAACCGUUCUAUUUUACUGUGGUAAAUAAUACAACUGUGUGAUGAUA